GGCUCCGCAUCGUUGCAGUCGGACUCACAGCUCGGCAGGCACCAUCUGACAUCGUGCGACAGUCCCGGCAGUCUCAACAGACUAUCCCGCCGACAUAACGUGAAGGAAAACUGGUGCGUCUUAUUACUUUUUUUUUCUGGUUCACUGAUUACAGUUCGCCAAUAUCACGCCGUUGUCUGCGUGCCUUUACUGAAAUUUGGUGCCGGCUGAUAUAUAUCCUGUUUGGCGCACCUGUCUAAAUUACAAGGCACCAAUCGCAACCUCAACCUUUGCUUGACGAAACGGAAAACCUGUUCCAGGGAGACUUGUCCCAACGCUGCGCCCACAAAUACUUUGGUACGUGAUGCAGCUUUCCACAAGCUAUUCCUUUUAUCAUUUUUUUUCAUCGUUCUUUUUUUUCUUCCUUCGUUAUUGACUGCGCAAGCACAUGUUGCGCGGUUGUGACGAAUAAACUUUAUUGUGAGUUACCGCCUUCUGUGUGUCCUUUCAGUGAUGUACCGUCUUUACCGUUGUCUUAGAUUCCGAGUAUGUUGUACUAACUCGCCGAAGCAUCUACUUUAGCUACUUUUCUACAAAAAACAGUCGAUGGUUGUUGAUGGUGGCACGGCACGAUCGUGGCAUCAGUAAACUGCAAGGCUUAUACAGCUGUCUGGACGAAAGAAAGUAGUAACGAAGACGACAUGAAAAUAGGCAGUUCGCGCGGCCACGCAUAGCUUCCACCGCGCACACACAUAUCCCGUACAGUUCUUUAGCUUUCCUGUGCCUAAUGUAUCCUGUUUGUGUACAUAGAGGGCUGCGUCGCUUCUCGUAGAAAAAGUUGCUGUGGCCAGCUGCGCUGCCGGGAAACUAGAUUUAACAUUAAUCACGCAAUAUGUACCCGUAUAACCUCAUCCACUGUUGUCGGUUUUAUUUUCCGAUCUUUUUUUUAUCUCCUUCUCCUGUUUGAACUGCAGGUUAGCAGCGGGAAAAAAAGAAGGCCGUUAUUUCUGUGAAGCGGAGUGCACGUCUAGGCUCAACACUAUCAUGAUCGGCGACCUGGACUCGAUGUCAUGUGCCCUGUGGGGUCGUGGUGCGGUGCCGCAGAGUGAGCUGGGAUUGUUCUUAGCACUGGUAAACCUGCUGAUUCACCUGCCUUUUACCGACCUGCCCGUACUUCGGGACUACGAGCUGGGAGAGCUGCGGAAGCAAUACGACUACGUCAUCGUGGGCGGUGGAUCCGCUGGAUGCGUGAUUGCCAACCGGCUGUCAACGAACCCCAGCGUCACGGUGCUGCUUCUCGAAGCCGGAGGACUGGAGACGGCAUCUCGGCAGAUACCAGCAGCUGCUCCCUUCAACCUGAGAGGACACGACGACUGGGAUUACCACAGCGUUCCGCAGAGCAACGCCGCUCUCUCCUUCCGCGAACAGGUGGGAACUUCUCGACUUGUGGGUGCGGGCGCAUUUACGAAGCAAAUGGUUUCAACAGCGCGUUCUGAAAGUUUUGAAAAGGUCUCGCCUCACACAUCCCGCUGGCUUAAAUGCUUAAAUCCUUCCUUGGCGUUUUUGUUUUUGGUUGUUGUUCCGGGUCCCACCCACGUGCAGCGGCUGUCACUCUCACGCGGCAAGGUGCUCGGCGGUAGCAGCGUGCUCAACUUCCUGCUCUACAUGCGGGGUAAUCCGAAGGACUACGACCGAUGGGUGCGAGAGUAUGGAGCCACUGGCUGGGGAUACGAAGACGUGCUCCCACAUUACAAGGAGAUCGAGGACUACCGUGCCGGACCGCUGGACCAGUACCACGGAAGCGGUGGCGAGGUACCAGUGGACACCGCGAAUACCAGCACGCUACUCAGCCAUCUCCUCCUCGAGGCUUGCAACGAGUUGGGCUAUCCCUACGUGGACUACAAUGGGCCAACGCAGUCAGGAUGCUCUCGUGCGCAAGCCAACGUGGCGAACGGCGAGCGUUUUAGUUCGAGCAAGGCAUUCAUCCAGUCCGUCGUCGGGGCAAGGAAAAACCUACACGUGGCAUUGUUCAGCCAAGUCACAAAGGUGAACUUUGAAGGAAGACAAGCCGUGGGCGUCUCCUUCAGUAGGUACGGCAAGCCUCAGGAUGUUUUGGCCCGGCGAGAGGUGAUACUGUCAGCGGGAACCGUGGGAUCCGCCCAGCUCCUGUUGCUCUCCGGGGUGGGGCCCAAGGAGCAGCUGGAAAGGUUACAGAUUCCAGUGAUUGCUGACCUUCCAGUCGGGCGCAAUCUACAGGACCACGUGGUGCUUCAGAUGGCCCCUCCCGUCAGUAUGAAUGUGAAUGCUGGUAUUCCGCCUUUCGGCCUGGAUGAUAUCGAGCAGUAUAACUGGAAUAAAACUGGCACAAUCUCAAUACCGGCGAGCACCGAGUUCGUGCAGUUCCUGCACACCGACCAUGCGACGGACGCUGACAUUCCUGACAUAGAAAUAGCCCCGAUUUCGACCUCGCCCGCCAGUGAGCUUUUCAAAUCCGCGAUGGUGGAGCUGGGCCUGUUACCAGAGGCUUUUGACGGCAUCAUUGGACCUACAGACGGAAGGCUUGGCUUUCGUAGCAUAGUCAUCCUCAAUCGGCCAAAGUCAAGGGGCGCCAUCACACUUCGAUCUGCUGACCCUUACGACCACCCGGAUAUCGACCCGAGAAUUCUCGAUCACCCUGACGAUGUUAAGAGGGCCGCUGAAGGCACGAGAAAGUUCAUCGACGAGGUGCUGGGCACAGCAGCCAUGCAGAGCAUCGGUGCCGAGCCCUGGAACGUUACCUUCCCUCCGUGCGCUGAGGCGGGAUCCCUGUGGAGUCAGAAUUACACCGAGUGCCUGUUCCGCCAUGCCGCGCACACUAUGUGGCACCUGUGCUGCACAGUGGCUAUGGGAUCGCACUCGGAAGCUGUCCUAGACGAACGACUCCGGGUCCGAGGCAACGUGACGAAUCUCCGAGUGGCCGACGCUUCUGUGAUGCCCGACAUUGCGAGUGGUCACACAAAUGCAGUUGCAAUGAUGAUCGGCAGCAAGGCGGCAGCUAUGAUCAUAGAAGACUAUGAAGAACGACGAUGUCAUGAUGUAUGACUCGCAAGGCUCCCGGCAACGUUGAACACCAUUUGUUGGAGUGUGUGCUGGACUCGUUACAGGGCGCAAAUUUUCGUUUGAAGCGCUCCAGCCUGUAGGCUUUUCUACACGUUAUAGCUUGGACGACAUGGUGUUUCCGAGUGGAGGCUGGACAUUCGGGAGGGAGGCGUCCCGUCUCCUCCUAAAGUUUUUACGCCAUGUAGGCUUAGCCAACGAUUGGUAACGCUUGCCAGACUAAUUUCAUGGUGUACUUGUGUCAAGGGGGGCGGCCGGACCGGCUCGACACCGUGCGCGGGAUGGGUCACAGAAUGCGGGUUUGUGUACUUGUUCCGCCUAGCUGUGCGCACACCAUCUUGCUCACCCGUUCCACACUGCGCUUCUGAACGGUGACGUACUUCCCCAAAUUUUCCUGAAAGCCCGGCCGCGGCAGUGGCCGGCAUGCCUUGCAAGGCUACAUCCGUCUGGAGCCAGCAGCAUAUUGCUCUACCUCCUCAACGAAUGUUUAUGUCGCUCAACGCUGCACUACGCUUCUUUUGCGCCCCACUUUGUAAAUUUGUGUUCUACAACCCAUUCCGUACAAAGUUCUAAAAAAAAAAGGACAAGAAGAGUCCUGUGUGAGUGCUGUGUUGCUUUUUCUAGGCCUUGUGUACGCUUACUGGAAUAGUUUGCCACUAUUCCAUUCAGCAAAAAAGGUAGUCGGAAUCUUCCUUAAUGUUCUGCAGAGAUCAAUAAAGACAAAACAAUAGUGCA
Dermacentor andersoni is the source of this 3810-nucleotide messenger RNA. Its product is annotated as 4-pyridoxate dehydrogenase-like. Gene Ontology annotation, molecular function: oxidoreductase activity, acting on CH-OH group of donors; flavin adenine dinucleotide binding. Lineage: Eukaryota; Metazoa; Arthropoda; Arachnida; Ixodida; Ixodidae. The record is from RefSeq and is a predicted model, not a curated record.